ACUGAAAAGAUGUCGUUCACCUGCUUAGACUGUGGGAAGGGAUUCACUCGUUCAUCCACACUACAGAGACACCAGCGAGUUCACACCGGGGAGAGGCCAUUCACUUGCUCUGAAUGUGGGAAGGGAUUCAGUGACUCAUCCAAACUUGUGAGACACUACCGAGUUCACACUGGGGAGAGGCCGGUCACUUGCUCUGAAUGUGGGAAAGGAUUUGCUCGGUCAUCUCAACUGACUGAACAUCAGCGAGUUCACACUGGGGAGAAACCGUUCAGCUGCUUUCAAUGUGGCAAGGGGUUCACCCAGUCAUCUCAUCUGAAAGUACAUCAGCGAAUUCACACUGGGGAGAAGCCAUUCACAUGCUGUGAAUGUGGGAAGGGAUUCACUGACUCAUCCCACCUUGUGAAGCACUGCCGAAUUCACACUGGGGAGAAGCCAUUCACAUGCUCUGAAUGUGGGAAGGGAUUCACUGACUCAUCCCACCUUGUGAAGCACUGCCGAAUUCACACUGGGGAGAAGCCAUUCACAUGCUCUGAAUGUGGGAAGGGAUUCACUCAGUCGUCUCAUCUGAAUGUACAUCAGCGAAUUCACACUGGGGAGAAACCGUUCAGCUGCUCUGAAUGUAGGAAGGGAUUCGCUGAUUCAUACUCCCUUGUGAAGCACAUCCGAAUUCACACUGGGGAGAAGCCAUUCACAUGCUGUGAAUGUGGGAAGGGAUUCACUGACUCAUCCCACCUUGUGAAGCACUGCCGAAUUCACACUGGGGAGAAGCCAUUCACAUGCUGUGAAUGUGGGAAGGGAUUCACUGACUCAUCCCACCUUGUGAAGCACUGCCGAAUUCACACUGGGGAGAAGCCGUUCACGUGCUGUGAAUGUGGGAAGGGGUUCACUGCAUCAUCCAACCUGGUGAGGCACAGCCGAAUUCACACUGGGGAGAAACCGUUCACCUGCUCAGAUUGUGGAAAGGGAUUCACUCGGUCAUCAGGCUUGAAAGUCCAUCAGCGAGUUCACACUGGGCGAUGCCAGUCACCUGUUCUGAUUGUGGGAAUGAAUUCGCUCAGAUAUCUCAACUGACUGAACAUCAACUGCUCAGACUGUGGGAAGGCAUUCACACACUGAUCCACACUGCAGAGACAGUGGAGGGUUCACACUGUGGGGAGGGUGGUCACCUGCUCAGACUGUGGGAAGGCAUUCACACACUGAUCCACACUGCAGAGACAGUGGUGGGUUCACACUGGGGUGAGUGUGAUCACCUGCUCAGACCGUGGGAAGGCAUUCACACACUGGUCCACACUGCAGAGACAGUGGUGGGUUCACACUGUGGUGAGGGUGGUCACCUGUUCUGACUGGGAUGGGUUUCAAUCAGUCAUUCAUCCUUGUGUCACCGUAUCAAGCUUUGACCCAACGUGAAUCUGAGAGAUCAUAAGCUUCAGAGGACGUAAUUCACUCAGGUUCACCAAUGGAGUAUUAAAGGCAGUGGUUCAGGGCAGGUUAUUUUUGAGCUUUCAGCGGUGGCCACUCCACAGUCAGGAUGGAUUAUCAAGAAAACCUUUAUUAGCAGGAGCAAAUGGAGCUGUCACUGUUGGAGUGGACAGAGUUGGAGCGGAGACUUUGAGGCUUUAAUUUUUUGAGGUUUCAGUGGGGAGAGCAGUCAGUCAGAGAAGGCAAAAUCAUGAUGGAUGUAGAAUUUUUUUUGCCCCUUCUUUACAUUUUCUCAGUUGAAACAGUGGAGAUGACAGGCGGGGUGGUGGAAAGCUGCUUUCUGGGAUGUGGGAAGGCAGAGGACCCUGCUGUGUCCCUGAUAACUACACCUGUGAGAAAGGCAUCCAGCUUCAGCUCCGAACAAUCCACAUUAUGGAGUUGCAGCUGGAACUGGAUGAACUCCAGAUCAUUCAGGAGGCUGAAGGGGUGAUAGGUAGGACAUUUGAGAGGUAUUUGCACCCAAGGUGCACGGCACAGGAAACUGGGUGACAGUGAGGAAGAAACUGCACUCUCUGUUUCCCCCUGUGCCCAUCCCUUUGAACAACACAGGUAUCACUUUAGGUACAGUCGGGGAUGGUGGGAUGACCUGGCAAAGAAAAGUCACAGCAAUAGGGUCUCUGGCACUGAGCAUGGCUCUGAGACUGAGAAGGGAAGGGAGGAGAAGAGGCGAGCUGUGUUGAUACGUGGCUUGUUAGCUCAGGGAACUGACAGGAUGUUCUGUAGGUGAGUGUUGAGCAUUCCUCAGGAGGGUGAACAGUGAAGGUCGUGGUCCAUGUGGGUAACAAUGAUAUGGGCUGGUAGAGUAACAAGGUUAAGUUAAGGGAGUUCAGGGAGUGAGGUGCUAAUUGAAAGGACAGCUCCUCCAGGCCUGUGAUCUCAGGACUGCUGUCCGUGUGAUGUGGCAGGGAUCAGAAGAUUAUACAGUUUAACAUGUGGCUAAAGAGUUGGUGCAGGAGGGAGGGGAUAAGAUUUUUGGAUCAUUUGAGCUUGUGAGGAUUGCUGUGUACAGAGGAGUGAGAGUGUGUAGGUAGGGACAGCACAUCACUAACGGAAUGUGACUGGGCACACAGGUCUCUCUGUCUCUCUCACAAACACAUCAGUGGAGUGGGGAGGGAGGGGAGUGAGAAGGGGAAGGGGAAUGAGGAGGAUGGAGUUCGGACUCCUUCACAAAGUCCCACACUCACCCAACCCUCCCCUCUGGAAUUGGUCCCAUUCCCUCCCCAAGAUUGGGGGUGAGCAUUGAGUCACCUUGCCAACAAGAAAAGGAAUUGUUCGAUAACAUCUGCUUAACACAUUUUGAUAAUAAAUUUACAUUGAACUUGAA
Messenger RNA from Hypanus sabinus (Atlantic stingray), 2803 nucleotides. Its product is annotated as gastrula zinc finger protein XlCGF8.2DB-like. Lineage: Eukaryota; Metazoa; Chordata; Chondrichthyes; Myliobatiformes; Dasyatidae. Bases 10 to 1071 code for a protein of 353 amino acids. Gene Ontology annotation, biological process: regulation of transcription by RNA polymerase II. The record is from RefSeq and is a predicted model, not a curated record. Gene Ontology annotation, molecular function: DNA-binding transcription factor activity, RNA polymerase II-specific; RNA polymerase II cis-regulatory region sequence-specific DNA binding. The transcript has a single exon.